This is a messenger RNA of Manihot esculenta (cassava), 1290 nucleotides long. RefSeq lists its product as uncharacterized. The transcript has 3 exons. NCBI's taxonomy places the organism in Eukaryota, Viridiplantae, Streptophyta, Magnoliopsida, Malpighiales, Euphorbiaceae. The record is from RefSeq and is a predicted model, not a curated record. The coding region runs from base 24 to 1253 and encodes 409 amino acids.
AAUUUACCCAUGUACUACUCUCGAUGUCGGCAAUUCAAAGUCAACUCAUUCAACUCAUAUAUGCAACGACCCAGGGCGCUUCUUCUUCGUCUUCCUCAAGCAAGAAAAUGCAUCGGCAAAUCUUUCUAGUAUUGCUCCUUUUCAUCGGACCAGCAUUUGCAGAUCUUCUGCAGAACUCAGAUUUUGAAAGUCCCCCAUCAAACUUGCCGGAAAAUUCCACCACCCCAUUUCAGCAAUUGAGUGGAAACAGCACUAUUCCAGGUUGGUCAUUUGAAGGGACAAUCGUGUAUGUCACAGCUAAUCAGACAGUAGCUUUGCCAGGAAAUGGGCAUGCCAUACAACUGGGAGAAGAUGGCAAGAUUAACCAAACAAUCAAUCCUGUUGCUGAUUACGUCCAUUAUCUGCUCACCUUCACGCUUGCUCCAGGCGGACAGAAUUGUUCAACUAACGCCAAUGUUAGUGUCUCGGCCCCAGAUAGCAACUCCAUCUUGUCUUUUAAGCAGAAUUUUGGGAAGGAAAAAUGGCAGACCUAUGGUCUCUAUUUGGGUAGUUGGGAACAGCAAGAGCCUGUUAACCUUAUCCUUGAAAGCCAAUCAACAGAAUCAGAUGCUAAGUCCACAUGUUGGCCAUUGAUUGACAAGCUUCUUCUCAAAUCCAUUGAAACACUUGUCCCAGGCGAUGAUAACCUUUUGUUGAAUGGAGGAUUUGAAUUUGGCCCAGAAUUCCUUAGCAACUCUACUGAAGGGGUUCUACUUGAUUCAGCACCUACUCCUGUUCUGUCCCCACUAAGACAAUGGUCUAUUUCAGGAACAGUCAAAUACAUAGACUCCAAACACUACUUUGUACCUGAAGGCAAUGCUGCAGUUGAGUUUGUCUCAGGAGUUUCAACCGGCAUACAGGCAGCAACUACAGUCGAAGCUGGUUCAAAGUAUAGUUUGGACUUCACUCUAGGAGAUGCUAAUGACUCAUGUCGGGGGAAUUUUCUAGUUGGGGCUCAGGCAGGAUCCACAGCUCAGAAUUUUACACUGCAGAGUAAUGGGACUGGUUCAGCCAAGAAUUUCUCUCUAGCAUUCAAGGCAGAUUUAACUACAGCUCUCAUAGGUUUUGUGAGCUAUACCACUACCCAGACAAAGGAUGGUGUUUUCUGCGGUCCUAUUGUUGACAAUGUUGUUUUGCGUGCUUCUCAGGGGAUGAAAUCAAAAAUUAAGUGGGAAGCUUUUAUUUUUCUGCUAUUUCUAGUAGGCAUUCUGUGACUUCGAUUAUCAAUUCAAGUAGUUGUGUGAUUUUCAA